This is a messenger RNA of Diaporthe batatas, 1059 nucleotides long. Its product is annotated as signal peptidase complex subunit SPC2. The record is from RefSeq and is a predicted model, not a curated record. The transcript is spliced from 2 exons. The coding region runs from base 214 to 894 and encodes 226 amino acids. Gene Ontology annotation, biological process: protein targeting to ER. Gene Ontology annotation, cellular component: membrane; signal peptidase complex. Lineage: Eukaryota; Fungi; Ascomycota; Sordariomycetes; Diaporthales; Diaporthaceae.
ACAGACCCCUGUUCGAGCUUCCCGAGAAGGACACCUCAGUACCACAGCUUGCACAGCAGGUCGGUAGAUCACCGUCUGACCAAGACCCCCAAAGCUCGACACCACCUGUCCACUUGUGUGUUGCUCCAAGUUAGACUGCCUCCAACCUUGCUCGCACACUCGGAGCUAGACCGCGGCAGCAGCAUCCGCGAACAGCAGAACAAUCCAUACAAUAUGGCUGUCUCCGCCGAAAAGAUCACACUCUAUAACCUCGCAGACUUGAAGAACACCUCCGACGAUGCGCUGCCCAACUACCUGAACAGCCUGGGACUGAAGCAGUCGCACACCCUGACGGACGUGAGACUGGCCUUGGGGUACUCGGCUUUCCUCGUGGCCGCAGCAUGUUUCCUCUGGGACUACAAGCUUGGCUUCGAAAGCACAAAGUACUACACGGCCGGCGCGGUCGCUGUUUACUCGCUGCUGAAUACAGCCCUGACCCUGUGGAUGUGGCUCAAGGAGAAGGGCAUCGUAUACGUGGGCACCGCGCCGAACGGAGAGACGAUCACGAUCGCGACUCACACCAAGAAGAACAUCCCCGUCUAUAACCUGGCCGUCACCAUCACUCCCAAGACCGGUAGCCCCACCACAAUCAACCUAUCCCGCGCAUUCACAGAGUGGUUCGACGCCGCCGGCCGCUUCGUCGUGACUCCUUUCCAGGCCAUGCUUGCCUCCACCGUUCCUAUGAUCGGCAGCCUGGACCCUAAGAGGGCCAACGUCCCAGCCAGCGAGCCAGCAUCACAGUACACAGAGGAGGAGCUGAGUGCCAUGUUGGCUGCUGCGGGGGCAUCGCCUGACGACACGGCUGAGGCUACUGGGUCGAGCGCCAGGAAGGGAGGCAAGAGGCGGAAAGCGUAGCGCAGCCGGAGGAACUUCGAGCAUGGCGCUGCCUGGAGAUAUUUGGCUGGUUCUCAAAAGAAUAAAUCCACGUGUGCCUGGUAACAGCAUGGGAGAGACUUGACAAGCCGUCCACAAAUAGAAGGUCACAGUACGGGGCUGUUCAAUCCACUUACUUAAACCAGA